AUUCAUCUCAAUAUCUCGAACUUGACGCAAAUACUCACAGAGAAACCUACUAUCCAUUACGAACUUAAUACCUUUUUAAAGAUUGGGCGUGAUUACCCUUGCGCAGGUCUCAGAUUUAUUACGCUAUCCCGCUCGCUACAAAACUCCUAGAUUCACUGAAUGCCGUAUUGGAUAAUCAGACGCAUUAUCUCUCGCUUUUUUAAGGAUAUCAUUUAACGGAGAAACGGUGCAGCUGCCUGCUGAACAGGUGGGGGAUAUAAUGAAGAGGACUGGGAGCCUAGCCUGGAGCUUGCUCCAGAGUAAAACAUAUGCACCGCA
Serpula lacrymans var. lacrymans S7.9 is the source of this 318-nucleotide messenger RNA. RefSeq lists its product as uncharacterized. NCBI's taxonomy places the organism in Eukaryota, Fungi, Basidiomycota, Agaricomycetes, Boletales, Serpulaceae. The annotation marks the transcript as partial. The record is from RefSeq and is a predicted model, not a curated record. The transcript is spliced from 3 exons.